AGAAAACGGAAAAUGAGCGAGGGAAGGAGAGCGAGAAGCUACAGCAAACGGCAUCCCUAUUUUCGGGCUCUGCAUAUUAUCAAAGGCUAAUGUAGAUGACCUAUUCCUUCUAUCAGACAAUAUGAUGCAGAUUCUUUCUUCUUUCCUGUCUCUAUUCCUCUUCCUCACCACCAUUUCCACAAACACCUUUCAUUCCACCUCCGCACAGCAGCAGCAAAUCCCUCCGUCUGAAAUCCAAGCCCUAAUGUCCUUCAAGCUCAACCUCGAUGAUCCUCUUGGCGCACUCAAUGGCUGGGAUUCAUCCACCCUAAACGCUCCUUGCGACUGGCGAGGUAUCCUCUGCUCGACGGCCGGCCACGUCCUCGAGCUCCGUCUCCCGCGCCUCCGACUCUCCGGCCCGAUCACCGAUCGCAUAACCGACCUCCGGGAGCUUCGCAAGCUGAGCCUGCGAUCGAAUCUCCUGAAUGGGACCAUCCCUGCAGCGAUCUCCGCCCUCUCCCGCCUCCGGGCCAUGUUCUUGCAGUCGAAUGCGUUGUCGGGCCCACUGCCGCCGCAGAUCGCCAACCUUACGGGCCUCCAGAUUCUCAACCUGGCCCAAAACCGCCUCUCUGGCGACAUCUUUCGUCUCCCGCCCAAUCUCCGCUACCUCGAUAUCUCCUCCAAUGCCUUUUCCAGCUCCAUCCCCAGCAAUUUGUCCUCCUCGCCCGGCCUUGAGUUCAUCAAUCUCUCCUUCAAUCGCUUUGGAGGCCAGAUCCCCGCCUCCAUCGGAAACCUCCAACAGCUCCAGUAUCUCUGGCUUGAUUGGAAUCUGCUCGACGGAACGCUCCCUUCUCUUCUUGCGAACUGCUCCUCCCUCCUACAUCUGAGUGUACAAGGCAAUGCCCUUCGUGGCGUUCUGCCCGCUGCAAUCGGCGACCUUCCCAGCCUUCAAGUUCUUUCCCUCUCCCACAACAACCUGUCGGGCCCCAUUCCUAACUCUGUCUUCUACAAUGCCAUCUCCGAUACUCAUCCCUCUUCGCUGCGGAUCGUCCAGUUGGGUUUCAAUGCGUUCACGGAGCUAGUUCCGCCUGCGAGAGCUCCGUUCUCGAGCUCCCUUCAGGUUCUAGAUCUUCAGGAGAAUCGGAUUCAGGGAGAGUUUCCGUCAUGGCUGGUGGCGAAUGCAUCGAACCUGACGGUCUUGCAUCUUUCCGGAAACUCGUUCCGGGGUUCCGUGCCGAUUGAGGUAGGCCGUCUCUCGCAGUUGCAAGAGCUGAGGUUAGCGAGAAAUGAAAUGGAUGGAGAGAUCCCGGCGGAGAUUCGAAGGUGCGCAUCUUUACAAGUUCUUGAUCUCGAAGACAACCGCUUCUCAGGUGAGGUCCCGGCAUUUCUUUCGGAGCUUACUGAUUUGAGGACUUUGUCCAUUGGCGGCAAUCUGUUCUCCGGUCAGAUUCCGCCGAGUUUCGGAAAUCUAUCCAAGUUGGAAGUGCUUUCGCUGGGCGUGAACCGUCUGACUGGAUACCUGCCGGAAGAACUGAUGGGAUUGAGCAAUGCCACUCUCUUGAAUCUCAGUAGCAACAACUUCUCCGGCAAGAUCCCUGAAAGCAUCGGCAACUUGCGAGGUUUACAGGUUUUGAAUAUGAGCAGGAGUGGUUUCUCUGGCAGGAUUCCGACCAGCAUUGGUAAUCUAUUGAAUCUGAGAGUGCUGGAUUUGAGUGGCCAGAAUCUGUCCGGCGAGCCGCCAAUGGAGCUAUCUGGGUUGCCGAAUCUGCAGGUUCUCGAGCUAGCUGAUAACUCGUUUUCCGGCAAUGUCCCAGAAGGUUUCAGCAGUUUGUUGAGCUUACAGGCCCUGAAUCUGACAUCCAAUGCCUUCUCCGGCAGCAUUCCUAUGACAUACGGGUUUCUCCAAUCUCUGGCGAUUCUCUCCCUCUCCGGCAACAACAUAUCGGGCGGAAUUCCAGCAGAGCUUGGUAACUGUUCCAAUCUUGAAGUAUUACAGCUUCACUCAAACCAUUUAACUGGUCGGAUUCCUGCAGAUUUAUGUCGCCUUUCCCAUCUGCGUGAGCUCGAUCUCAGCCAAAAUGUCAUCACAGGCCAACUCCCACCGGAGAUUUCCAAAUGCUCUUCGCUAACUUCUCUUCGAUUGCAGCGUAAUUACAUUUCGGGUGUAAUACCCGACUCGCUCUCAGACCUAUUGAAUCUAACAGUGUUGGAUCUCUCUGCAAACAACUUCUCUGGCCUGAUUCCGGAUAGUUUGACACAUCUAACUGGCUUAAGAUACUUCAAUGUAUCUCGGAACAACCUUGAAGGAGAGAUUCCGGCAAUGCUGGGUUCCCGAUUCGAUAACCCAUCAGCAUUUGCUAUGAAUCAGAACCUGUGUGGCAAGCCAUUAGCAAGGAAGUGCGAUCAUGCAAGAGGUGGCAAGAAGAAGAGCCUGAGAUUGAUUCUUUGGAUAUGCAUUGCAGCUGGAGUAGCUUGCAUUUUAGCACUGUGUUGCUGCUACUGCUGUGUUUUUGGGCUCUUACGAUGGCAGAAGCGGCUCCGAGAUGGCGGAGCUGCAGGCGAGAAGAAACGAAGUCCGGCCCGAGCGAGCUCAGGGACAGGGGAUGUUAGCAGUGGAGAAAAUGGUGGGCCGAAGCUGGUGAUGUUCAACAACAAAAUCACUUAUGCAGAGACAGUUGAAGCAACGAGGCAAUUCGACGAAGAGAACGUUCUCAGCAGGGGACGGCAUGGAGUGGUGUUCAAGGCCUGCUUUCAAGAUGGGACAGUGCUCUCCAUUCGCCGCCUCCCUGAUACAAGUGGUCGGAUGGUUGAGGAAGGAGCUUUCCGGAAGGAGGCUGAGUCGCUUGGGAAGGUGAAGCACCGGAACCUUACAGUCCUCCGAGGCUAUUACGCAGGUCCUCCACCUGACGUUCGUCUCCUCGUCUACGAUUACAUGCCCAAUGGCAACCUUGCCACCCUUCUCCAGGAAGCAUCUCACCAAGACGGUCAUGUGCUCAACUGGCCAAUGCGCCACCUCAUUGCUCUUGGGGUUGCUCGUGGGCUCGCCUUCCUGCAUGCUGAAUCGAUGGUCCAUGGAGAUAUCAAACCACAGAACGUGCUUUUCGAUGCUGACUUCGAAGCCCACCUGUCUGAUUUUGGGCUAGACAGGCUGCUGGGUGUUGGGCCAGCAGCAGCAGCUGCUGAAGCAUCUACUUCUUCGACAAUGACGCCGGUGGUCGGAUCGCUUGGUUAUGUAUCACCAGAGGCCGUGCUGACAGGGCAAGCGACAAAGGAGGCUGAUGUCUACAGUUUCGGAAUUGUGCUGCUUGAAUUACUGACUGGAAGAAGGCCAGUGAUGUUUAGCAGGACAACUCAGACGGCGACGACACGGCCCGGCGAAGCAGAUGAUGAUGAUGCUGAUGAGGAUAUAGUGAAGUGGGUGAAGAGGCAGUUACAGAGGGGUCAGAUAUCGGAGCUUUUGGAACCUGGUUUGCUGGAGCUGGAUCCUGAAUCGUCGGAGUGGGAAGAGUUCUUGCUGGGGGUGAAGGUGGGGCUGUUGUGCACUGCUCCAGACCCUCUCGACCGUCCAUCCAUGGCUGAUAUCGUUUUCAUGCUCGAGGGCUGUCGUGUGGGCCCCGACAUUCCCUCCUCUGCCGAUCCAACCUCCCACCCAUCUCCCACAUGAACUGAUACGAUAUUUUCCGAUACGCUCUUUCGGUGUCGGUGUCAGCGUUUCGUUCCGCGCCUUUUUUGCCUUUUUCUUUUUCAUUUUUUUUUUCAUUUUUUUUUUAAUCCAUCGUAUUUUCUAUUUUUUUUUUUGGGUUUAAUUGUCUUUUUUCGGCAAAAUGUUAUUCCACCUGAGCUGUUUUUCUUUGAGGCUUUU
Molecule: messenger RNA, 3841 nt
Organism: Magnolia sinica
Lineage: Eukaryota; Viridiplantae; Streptophyta; Magnoliopsida; Magnoliales; Magnoliaceae
Product: probable LRR receptor-like serine/threonine-protein kinase At4g36180
Exons: 1
Coding region: 122-3643 (1173 amino acids)
Biological process (GO): protein phosphorylation
Cellular component (GO): plasma membrane
Molecular function (GO): protein kinase activity; ATP binding; protein binding
Source: RefSeq, a predicted model, not a curated record